AUGGCCUCCAACUACUCACCCAAACAUUUCAACGUCACAUUCCCCCAAGAAUAUGUCGCGCACGUCGAAAUCAACCGGCCGAACCAGCUAAAUGCGUUUUUCGAAGCCAUGUGGAUCGAACUCGGCCACAUCUUCGCCCAACUCUCCAUCGACCCCUCCGUCCGCUCAAUAGUCCUCUCCGGCGCCGGCGACAAGGCAUUCACAGCAGGUCUGGACGUAAAGGCCGCCUCGCAGGGCCUCCUCUCCGAUAGCUCAGCCACCGACUCCGCCCGCAAAGCCGUGCAUCUACGCCGGGAGGUCGCCUCCUUCCAAGAGUGCGUCUCCUCGCUCGAGAAAUGCGAGAAACCCGUUAUCGUCGUGCUACACGGCUUCUCGCUCGGUCUGGCGAUUGAUCUCUCCACGGCGGCGGAUGUGCGCUUCUGCGCUAAGAACACUCAGUUCGCUGUCAAGGAGGUAGAUAUUGGUCUUGCGGCGGAUGUAGGCACGCUCAGCCGCCUGCCGAAGGUUGUUGGGAACUUUGGCUGGGUAAAGGAUGUUUGUCUGACGGCGAGGCUGUUUGGACCCGAGGAGGCGCUGCGCGUCGGGUUUGUGAGCCAAGUGUUUGAUGAGAAGGCGGGUGCUGUGCGUGCUGCGAUUGAGCAUGCGGGUCUUAUGGCGAGUAAGAGUCCCAUUGCGGUGCAGGGGACCAAGGAGUUGUUAAAUUGGUCGCGGGAUCAUACGGUCCAGGAUGGUCUCCGAUAUACCCAAGUCUGGAACAGUGCUGCUCUGCAGACGGGCGACGUCCAGGCGGCGUUACUAUCUGGUAUACAGAAGCGAAAGCCAACCUUCGAGAAGCUGUAG
This is a messenger RNA of Aspergillus versicolor CBS 583.65, 840 nucleotides long. RefSeq names its product enoyl-CoA hydratase/isomerase family protein. Gene Ontology annotation, cellular component: mitochondrion. The coding region runs from base 1 to 840 and encodes 279 amino acids. Lineage: Eukaryota; Fungi; Ascomycota; Eurotiomycetes; Eurotiales; Aspergillaceae. The record is from RefSeq and is a predicted model, not a curated record. Gene Ontology annotation, molecular function: delta(3,5)-delta(2,4)-dienoyl-CoA isomerase activity. The transcript has 3 exons.